This is a messenger RNA of Acinonyx jubatus (cheetah), 12836 nucleotides long. RefSeq names its product zinc finger and AT-hook domain containing (gene ZFAT). The record is from RefSeq and is a predicted model, not a curated record. The transcript has 13 exons. Gene Ontology annotation, biological process: regulation of DNA-templated transcription. Lineage: Eukaryota; Metazoa; Chordata; Mammalia; Carnivora; Felidae. Bases 2448 to 5594 code for a protein of 1048 amino acids. Gene Ontology annotation, molecular function: RNA polymerase II cis-regulatory region sequence-specific DNA binding; DNA-binding transcription factor activity, RNA polymerase II-specific.
AUUAAUUAUAUAAUUUUGAGCAAUUUAUACUUAAUUCUACUAGUGUUUCUUCAAUAAUUGAAGCCAUUUUGAGAUAUUACUGGCAAAUGAGAAGAAUAAAGAUGUUUGCUCGUUGAAAAUGUGCAAAUCCAGCAGAGUGAUGGCUGAGCUGGGAUGGACUGAUUUCUCCACUUGCAAAUCUGGUCCCAUAGAAAGGGGAGUCUUUGUUGUUUCCAUAUGCUUGUGGCCAGGCCAGUUUUCAGUAAUGAUACAUGUUCAGUGAAUUUUCUUUGGAUAGAGACGGAAGAAAAUGCCAUGAGAAUAAUAGAGAAAAUCGUAGCUGUCCAAAUAAUGAACUCGGGACCGUCACCCGUAACUCACAACUUCUUCUUCUUCUUCUUUCUUUUUUUUUUUUUUUUUUAUUUUGACAUUGUUAAUAUUCUGAGGCAACUUGGUUUUCAGAUAAAUUCUAAAUUGCUUCAUUUCCAAAAUUCAUUUUGGUCACAACAUCCAGGAACAAUCCAUCUUCUAAUCAAUAACUGACAUUUAAAUGCACCUGCAAGAAAGCAACCCAGCGCGAAACCAAUAUUGUCAGCAACCAGAACAACCCUAGUUUCCUGACAGACAUUGAUUCACAGCAAAAUAGCGAUUAUUGUAAAUAUUUAUAGUUCUAAAAGGAAAAGCUCAUCAAUGCAGCGUGUUGAGAUUCCAAAUGAAAUCGGUGAUGGGCUCCACCUAGCCAUUUAUUUGUGAGGUAGGAUGCGAUGGGUGUGUUGCAGCAACCUUGGAAGAGCAGUAACCUUCCAAGAGUCUUGGAAUUGGCUCUUUGGGGGCACGGUGGGUAGUUCGGGCAUGCCUCUGGUGGUGACGUGGUAGAAUGGGAAGAACACCCGGUGGGGAGAGACUAGUUCCACACCUGGGUCUUCAAUGGCUUGCUGUGUGAUCUCAAAAAGCCACAUAACCUCUCUGAGCGUUGCUUUCCUCAUCUAGAAAAGAACAAUAAUCAUGUCUGUCCAAUUUAACAUCCCUGGUUGUUAUAAUGAUGAAAGAAAAGGGUGGGGGAAGGAGAUAUCUCUGAACAUAUAUUUAAUGGACUGGGCAAAUGAAUGUGGGGUCUCAUAAGGACUCUUUAUCUUUCAAGAACAGGGUUAAGGAGCAAGACACAUGGUUCCGGAGAAAUCUGAUGCGUCACCCUAAAGCUCAAGGUCCCUGGGAGUUUUACUACUGAAAAGCAGGUGACCCUGGGAACGAAUGUGUUGCUCAUUCAAUACUACUGUGCAGUAGGAGCUGGGAAACCAGCAUGAGAGAGAGAGAGAGAGAGAGAGGGAGAGAGAGAGCGCUCUGAGUGGGCUCUGUGCACCUGGUGUAGCUCACGGACAGAUAAAUAACUGUCAGGGUCGUUUCUAGUUUCGGAGCCCAAGUGGCGACCUAGGCGAGAUGGAGGUUAAGUUCGUGUCAGGCAGUGACAUUGCUAUGUAGAAAACAGGGACUUAGGAUGGUUACUUUGGACGGGGUGGUCGGGGAGGGCCCCCGUGGAGAUGUCACCGGAGCACUGAUCCGAGGCAAGCGGCAGAGCGGGUCCCCUCCGCAUCAGAAACUGAAAACAAGGUCAUCACAUCUCAAGCAGACAGGCUGCUUGCAGAAGGAAGGCUGCGCGCCAGACUCGGGAACGGGAGCGAGGCGUGCUCACACGCAACUGAGACUUUGUGCGGGACACUCAGGUCGGAGGGCAGUCGCUUUCCCGAGGUGGCUCCAGGCUGCUGAAUUCUGGCUGCACCACCCGGACUAAAUGGAGCCGGGUACCCCCAGCGGAGAGCAUCCAGCUCUGCUACGGGGACGCUGCAAGCAACCCUGGAGAGGGAGGCAGGCUGUAACCUCCCCGACUGACAAUUUAGUAAACUCACACCCAGGGAAGUUAAGCCGCUGUCCCAGAUUAGUUAGUAAAGGGCAGAACGGGAACAGGAACCCAGAACUCUCCUUGCACGUCUAGCCCGGUGGCUCCACGUCAGGUGAGUCCAAGGAUGCACAAGCAGGUAGAUCUGCUGGCUCCGGGCACCAAUGGGAAGACUCCCAAUCCUGCGAUCCGCACUCCAGGCCUCUCGUUAGCUCCUUCCCAGGAAUGGCUCAAAAAGCGGAGCGGUGGAAUCCCCGGAGCGGGGUGCCAAGCGCGGCCGCCGGCCCGGAGCAUGCGCACUGGCCCGGCCCAGCCUAGACGCGCUCCGCGCUGGGGGAGGGUCACCCGAGGCUGACGUCCGCUACGCCGGCGUCAGCGCCCCGUGAAGAGGAGGGCGAAGACUCCAUCCGCCAUGUUGGAUGCCGCAGAUUCGCCAUAACCUCGCCGGCUCUUUUCUUAAAAAAAUAAAAAUAAAAAGCGAAGCAUCAGCGGGGCGCCCCGCCUUCUCGGUCGGCGCGGGAGGGGGCCCGGAAGAGCCCGAGGCUUUUUUUUCCUCCGCGGUGGGGGCGUUGCUAUGGAGACGCGGGCGGCAGAGAACACGGCCAUCUUCAUGUGCAAAUGCUGUAACCUUUUCUCACCAAAUCAGUCGGAGCUCCUCUCCCACGUCUCUGAGAAGCACGCAGGAGAAGGGGUUAGUGCGGACGAGAUCAUCAUUCCCCUCAGGCCUCUGAGCACUCCUGAACCCACCAACCCACACAAAAGCGGAGAUGAGUUUUCGGUCAUGAAGAGGAAGAGAGGCAGGCCGAAGGGGUCCACAAAGAAGCCCAGCGGCGAGGAGGAGCUGGCAGAGAGCGUCGUCAGUCUGCAGGAGGGCAGUCCGCCGGCCCCGGAGGAGGGGAGCAGCCUGGCUCCGGGCAGCCUGGAGUGUGGCCAGUGCCGUCGAAAGUUCUCUAACCCACGCCAGCUGAGGAAGCACGUCUGCAUCAUCGUGCUGAACUGGGGUGAGGAGGACGGAGACGCAGGUGAUGAAUCUGACCUUGAACUGGAAAGGAAGUAUAAGGAGGAUGAUCGAGAAAAGACUCCAAGGAGGCCGCGGACACAGAGGACGGAGAAAGUCCAGAAGAUCUCCUCGGGAAAGGAGGCCGGGCAGGUUUCCGGAGUGAAGAAGCCCAUCAUAAGUGUGGUUUUAACGGCACACGAAGCUAUUCCAGGUGCCACCAAGAUCGUUCCAGUGGAGGCCGGGCCCCCGGAGACGGGCACUGCAAACCCCGAGGCCACCCCGGCCGACCUGGCGCCUCGGAGAGGGUACCAGGAGUACGCCAUCCAGCAGACGCCGUACGAGCAGCCCAUGAAGUCCAGCAGGCUAGGGCCCACCCAGCUCAAGAUCUUCACCUGCGAGUACUGCAACAAGGUGUUCAAGUUCAAGCACUCGCUGCAGGCGCACCUGAGGAUCCACACCAACGAGAAGCCGUACAAGUGCCCCCAGUGCAGCUACGCCAGCGCCAUCAAGGCCAACCUGAACGUGCACCUGCGCAAGCACACGGGCGAGAAGUUCGCCUGCGACUACUGCGCCUUCACCUGCCUGAGCAAAGGGCACCUGAAGGUGCACGUGGAGCGCGUGCACAAGAAGGUCAAGCAGCACUGCCGCUUCUGCAAGAAGAAGUACUCCGACGUCAAGAACCUCAUCAAGCACGUCCGGCACGCGCACGACCCGCAGGACCGGAAGGUGCAGGAGGCCCUGGACGAGCUCUGCCUGCUCACCAGGGAGGGCAAGCGGCAGCUGCUGUACGACUGCCACAUCUGCGAGCGCAAGUUCAAGAACGAGCUGGACCGCGACCGCCACAUGCUGGUGCACGGGGACAAGUGGCCCUUCGCCUGCGAGCUCUGCGGCCACGGGGCCACCAAGUACCAGGCGCUGGAGCUGCACGUGCGGAAGCACCCGUUUGUGUACGUGUGCGCGCUGUGCCUCAAGAAGUUCGUCAGCUCCAUCCGGCUGCGCUCGCACAUCAGGGAGGCGCACGGGGCGGCGCAGGAGGGCGGGCUCUUCACCAGCUCCAUCAACCAGAGCUUCUGCCUCCUGGAGCCUGGCGGGGACAUCCAGCAGGAAGCGCUGGGGGGCCAGCCGCAGCUGGCGGAGGAGCAGUUCGUGUUCCCGGGCGUGAAUGCGCCCAAGGGGGCGGCCUGCCCCGCAGACGCUGGGCCCGACGAGGGGGCCGACGAGGGGGCCGGGAAGGAGCCGGAGGCCGCCGCGCAGGAGCCCGCCCUGCCCGCGCACUUGGCCGCCCCCCAGGCCCAGGGGGCCACCCUGCCACCCUGCGGGCUGGAAGCCGCCGCGGACGCCUCGGACCUUCCUUCGCAGGCGGUGGUCUCCGAGGAGUUUUUACUGAAAAAUGACCCCUCCCCUGCUGAGGCUCGCACCGUCCCCGAGGAGACCUUGGACGCCCGGCGCGGAGCCUCCUCCCAGACUCAGGGUGAAGAAGUCCCAUCACUGCCAUCCAAGGCCGGAAGUGCGGGAGCCAACCUGGACGCGCGGGGGGCCGAGAGCCCCCCAGAGGCAGGGCAGGAAAUGGCUGCCCUCCCGUCCGAGGGACCAGAUGCUAGUAGGUGUCUCAGGUCAAACCCAGGCGAGGCCUCGGACCUUCCUCUGGUAGCAGGUGGAGGGGACGUGGCCCCGCCGCAGCCUGACUCUUGCAGUCCGGCCUCCGAGCACCGGGCCGGCAUCAGUGCGUUCAUGAAGAUCCUGGAUGGCUUACAGAAGAGAAGGAUGAACACCGGCUUGUGCGAGAGGAUCCGGAAGGUGUACGGGGACCUGGAGUGUGAAUACUGCGGCAAACUUUUUUGGUACCAAGUGCACUUUGACAUGCACGUGCGCACCCACACCCGGGAGCACCUGUAUCACUGCUCCCAGUGCCAUUAUUCCUCCAUCACCAAAAACUGCCUUAAACGCCACGUUAUUCAGAAACACAGUAACGUCCUGCUGAAGUGUCCCACCGAUGGCUGCAACUACUCAACUCCAGAUAAAUACAAGCUGCAGGCACAUCUUAAAGUUCACACGGAACUGAGAGCAUUGGAGGACAUAAUACGCAUUGGGUCGCGGAGCAGCACCGGUCUGCAUGGUAGACCUCGAGGCCCAGCCCUGCCCUCUGCUGGCCCGGCCACCUUCACUGGACCCUCGUCUGACAAAAGGAGUUAUUCUUGUCCUGUGUGUGAAAAGUCUUUUUCAGAAGAUCGAUUGAUCAAGUCGCACAUCAAGACCAACCAUCCGGAGGUCUCCAUGAGCACUAUUUCCGAGGUUCUCGGGAGGAGGGUUCAGCUGAAAGGGCUGAUUGGAAAGAGAGCCAUGAAGUGCCCGUAUUGUGAUUUCUAUUUCAUGAAGAACGGCUCAGACCUUCAGCGUCAUAUUUGGGCUCAUGAAGGCGUGAAACCCUUCAAAUGUUCUUUGUGCGAGUAUGCAACUCGCAGCAAGAGUAACCUCAAGGCUCACAUGAACCGUCACAGCACUGAGAAAACCCACCUGUGUGACAUGUGUGGCAAGAAAUUCAAAUCAAAAGGGACGUUGAAGAGUCACAAGCUCCUUCACACUGCUGACGGGAAGCAGUUCAAGUGCACGGUGUGUGACUACACGGCAGCCCAGAAGCCCCAGCUGCUGCGGCACAUGGAACAGCACGCCUCCUUCAAGUUACGGCCACAAGAACCGCGGUCCGGUGAACUUGUCCCAUAGAGACUUCUGCUCAGCACUGGCAACUCAACCUGAAAACCGCUGCCGCUCCUGCGUGUACGCAUGGUGAUGGAAAACAGGGCGCCCUGAAAUGUUUGUGGAGACCGUGCACCCCGAAACCCGGAGAAUGUAGCACGUGGGAGGGGCUGUGGGCCGCCACACCGGCAGGCUGCGUUUACUGAGCCUCCACUGUAUGCCUACGCUCUGCAUCAGCUCGCACCUCCCCGACAGAGGACACUAUCAUCCCUGUUUGAUAGAACCCCAGAGAAGGUACGCGAUCACCUGUCAGGCUUGUCUGCCGUGCCCAUACCUACAGAUGUCAGUCACUGUUGUCAUACUGACCUACCUGUGUCGUGACUGCUCUGAGGGGACGAGGACCCGCCCCCUCCCCCUCCCUUUCACUGGCAAACUCUUCUGAUGCUCAGAACAGUCCUGCGAGAGAGGAGUUCUCAGGAUCUUGCCUCAUUUAGUUAAGAAACCCAGUGGCUCAGGGGGGUUACGGGCUUUUGUGCAUUAAACAUCCAGGAAGUGAAGGAGCCAGAACUUGCACUUGGCCUCUGAGUCCAAGGCAUGGGGUUCUCCCACCGUGUCUUCUCAGUAAUUCUCUUCGGUGGGGGGGGGCACACAGGAAACCGUGAGGGCCCCGCACCUGUAGCCUGCCUAGCUACUCUACUGUGGCCUCAGUGGACCUGUGUUUCACAGGCAGGACUGGCACGUCAACUUGUGGGGGUGGCAGGAGGUUCAUGAGCGUCCUGCGGAUUUUGAACAGGAUUAAAGUGAAGAGUGUUAUCUCAGGCUUCACAGCCGCAGAUGUGUUUCUCUGGGGGACCCUGGGCUGUCGUAGACAGCGCAGUUUGGGUGCUGGGAACAGAUCUCUGGGGUGGCCCUCGCUCUGGAGACAAGAAAGUUGGACCAGGCAAGGUUAUUUACCGUCCUCACUCUCCCAGGAUUGGAACCAGAUUUUUCAUUUGUUCCUUGGUUCUCAGUGCGGAACCUUUUCCCUCACCAAGCAGGUGCAGCUGGACGGUCUCUCUGCCCCGGAAUCCUCACUGCUUUCUUUCUCAGCUUUGUAGCGUCUUUGGCUUGUGUGCAGAGCAAGUGGACUUGAGGAUCGUUUGAGCUCAGGUGUCCCUUCCUAUGUCGUUCUCAACUGUGUCCGGCUGUCACACAGCUACCAUGCGCUGCUGGGACCUCGGGAGUCACGGGGCCAAGCUGGCCUUGGGGUCAACUCCGGUUCCUCCGGGCUUCCUGGGGCUUCAGGUGCCCUGCCCCCGCUGGAGCGAGAACCGCUCAGACCUUGGCCUCUCUCCUCCUCCGGGCUGGGUUCUCUGGUGUUUCUCACGAGACUGGGACUGACAAAGCAAAACGAAGCUGGUUCCCGCCAGCCACCCUUAUUCACGCUGACAGGUUAUCACCCUUCCCUUUGGUCGCUAUCAUAGUUUUCUGUCAUUGCUCUAACCAACACCUCCAACUUGGCAGCCAAACACUACCGGGCAUUAUCGUGCAGUUCCGAAUUCCAGCACGGGUCUCACCGAACGGCCAGGUGACGGCAGGGCCGCGUUCUUCCGGGAGGCUCUCAGAGAAAAUCCGUCCCCGUGCCUUUUCUGGCUUCUGGAGGCCACCUGCACUCCUCGGCUCCUGGCCUCAGCCCUCCAUCUUGAAAGCCAGCAACACAGCAUCCCACCUCUGCUCUGACUCUCUUCUGCCUCCCUUCCGCCUUUCACCUGUGAGGACCUUUCACCUGUGGGUCCACGUGGAUGGCCCAGGAGAAGGUCUAUAUCUUAAGGUCAGAUGAUUAACAGCCUCAGCCCUACCUGUGGUCUUAACUUCUCUUUGUCAUGCAAGCUUCCAGACAUCAGGACUUGGACAUCUUUGCGGAGGCAUUAUUCCCCCUGCUGUAUCCCGCCCCGCCCUGCUCUGUUUUCUUCCUUUCGCAUCUGCUCCCUGGCAGAUUUCUAUCAAAAUCCAAAAAUACACAGUCUGUGUGGUCGCACCCUCCCUCUGCCUUACCAGUGGCAAACAUUACUAAGAAAUCAGGCCCCUCUGUUUUAUCAGUCCUCGAUGGGGCCUCAAAGCCUUUGUGCAGACACUACUAAUCUAUUGCAGUUGACUUUCAAAAGGAAACCAGUUUGGUUUUCUAGAUCUAGAUGUAUAAUUUGCAAUAUAUAAUUUGUGUCACGAAACACUGUAAUAAGGGCAAACUCUUGUAUUGCCUUUUAAAAUUGCAUGUUGUUAUUUAUUUAUUUUAAGAAUAAUAUGUGUUCACUAAAUAAGAUUUGGAAAGUGCUUUUCGUUCCCUUUCUUUGUAGAAUUUUUGGAUAUAUUAAUUUUUUUAGACGUAAUUGAGGUCUUACUGUAAAUGAGCAUUUUUGGGUGGAGAUUAAAACAUCAGCUUUGCCGCCGAUGAAGCUCUAUCAGAGAAUGCAGCUUAAAUGAGUGGCCAGAUGGUUUGCUAAGAAUACUUUGCGUUUGAGUUAGAAUAGCCUCCCAGUCGAAGGCAGGGCUGGAGAGCCUGCCUGAUUAGGACAUUAUAAAUAUUGCCUUUUUUAAAUUAUCACUUCAUAGGCAUUUUCCCAUUUUAUGAAAAUAUACUUACUGUAAAACUACUUUUAACGGCUGCUUAAGGAUGAGUGCCACAGUUUAAUUACCCAUUCCCCUUGUAACUGGACAGUUUGGUUGUUUCCAGUUUUUGCCGUUAAAAGUAACUCCACGAUGGACGUCUUCAUGCCGAAAGCAUUUCCAGGUCAGCGUGAUAUCGAAAGGACUGUAAAACAUGGCACGAAGCCCAUCAGACCACUGAGAAUUCAUAGGCAGCCAGGGUGUUACGUGUGCUUCUUGCAGCUGUAAUUAAAAUGCAUUCCCAGGGGUGGAACCGGCACGGUCAGUCCUAAGCACUUGCCCAGGAAGACGCCUGGACUGGGGUGGGGCUGCCACGGAGCCAGGGGCCUCCAAACAGAAUGGGCUCGUUCCCUCCCUCUAGCUGCUCAACUCUUUGCUUCCUUGCAAAUAAGUAAGCCAGCAUGCUGCCCAGGAAGGCGAUGCGAUCACGGGCUGGACUCCCCUCGUUCAGUUUUCUCUCUCUCCGUUGGGCUGUGUGAGCCCACAACUCUGUUGAGAGAAAUAUUCUCAAUGAUGGGGCUAGGUGACCCAGUGGUGAUCUCCUUACACGUGAUAACAAGUGACUUUAUUUCAUUUAAAAAGUUUUAUUUAAAAUUAUUUAUUUAUUUACUUUUAAUUUUAUUUUAGAGAGCGAGUAGGGGAGAGGGGCAGAGGGAGAGAGAGACAGAGAGAGAUAGAGACACAGAGAGGGAGACAGAGAGAGAGAGAGAGAGAGAGGGAGGGAGGGAGGGAGAGAGAGGGAGGAGAGACAGGAGACGGAGGAGGAAGGAAAUGGUUAGAUGAGUGUCAGAGGAAAGGCAGGCUGGGGCUUGCAUCACAACCCUGUAUAAAAAUGGUGCCACAAAUCCACUAUUUUAGCUGGUUUGGGGUCACUCUUCCCUCCCUGGCUUGUUUGCUAUCCUAGUUGACUCACCCAUUCAUUCUAGGAAAUUAUUCCUGAUUUUUCUCAGUGCACUUGUUAGCUAUCAAAGCCAGAGAAUGGUUCUUGAAGGUAGUAUUUUUCCAAACCCAAGAAGGAAAAUAUUGAUUGAGCACCUGGAGUUCUUUUUUUAAUUUUUUUUUUUUAAUGUUUAUUUAUUUUUGAGAGACAGAGAGUGACAAAGAAUGAGCAGGGGAGGGACACAGAGAGAGGGAGACACAGAAUCCGAAGCAGGCUCCAGGCUCUGAGCUGUCACCACAGAGCCCGACACGGUGCUUGAACCCAGGAACUGUGAGAUCAUGACCUGAGCUGAAGUUGGACGCCCAACCGACUGAGCCACCCAGGUGCCCCUAGCACCUGGAGUUCUAAUGAUAAUUGGCUUUAUAAUGUUUGUCUUACUUGUAUCAGUGAUUGUCUCAUAUUAAAAAUAAACUGCUCCAGGAAGCCCAGUUGAAAAGUAGGUAAAGAGAACAGGUCAAAUAGCUCUUGGGUAUGUGAUAAGGUGUCUAACAUCACUGAUAAUAAAAAAAAAUAAUAAUAAAGUGAAAGCGUACUAAGAUACCAUCGAUUUGCUUAUCAGAUGAGUAUACAUUCCCGGGUUUGAUAGCGGAGUCUGUUGGUAAGGCCGUGAGGAGAGAGCCUUUCUCAUGCCUUGCCAUUGGGGCUGUAAAGGGUCCCAGCUGCAGGUGGCGUAAGCUGUUGGCUUGCCUCUUGUAAGAAGUGAUCUGAUCUUACGGAUGCACUUGCUGACGUCCCGAAAUGAUGACUACGUGGUAUUAUUCAUUGAAGAUAAGUGAAAUGUUUGUGGAUAGAGUAAGACUUAAAUAAACAGGGGGCACAUCCAAACAACAGAAUGCUGCACAGCUACAAAAACAGUAUAAGGAGGCCCUUGACUUCCUUCCCUGGAAAGAUAUUAUAUAACAAAGUAGAAAAAGCAAGCUUUAGAACGACAUAGUAAUGCUGCCUUUGAGGUAAGAAAGGGCAAAAAUGUAUUUGUAUUUAUUUAUGUCUACCUUAAAGCUUCUUAAGGCUUAUGCACAAAAUAAAGAAACUGUGUGGUUGGGUAGGGAGGGCUGGGACUGGGUAGAUGGGAGGCCAAGUCUCGAGGUGAGACUUUUCCCUGUGUGUAACGUUUGAACUGGGUGAACUGAAUGUUUUGCCUGUUCAGUAAAUUUAAGUAAGAAGCAAACCUUUAAAUAAAAAUGAUCUUUUAGAAACGACCCAAUGUCAAAGCAGAAUGGUAACCCUGCUCGUCACCCUCACAUUGUCUUGGGAAGGCGGUGACAGAUUGCUCUUUGGUAGUGCAUUGAGAUUCUGUUUUGGUCUUGAAAAUCUCCAAGAGCACUGAGGUAUUGCAGAAAAACCCAGGAUUUAGAACCAGACAGACUCAGGUUCAAAUCCUGGCUGUGCCACUUACAGUCUGUUUAAUUUAACUUCUCUGUCUAAUUCUGUUGUCUUAAAAAUGCUGACGGUAAUAUCUUUCCCUGGUGUUGGAGAUGCUAAAAGUGAUACUGUUUUAUGAGUAGUGGGUAUGGUGCAUGGUGGAUGAUGAAAUGUUGGAUCUUUUCCCCUUCCCUGUCUUUAAAAAUGACCCCAGUUUCUAAAAAAAAAACUAUAAGCCAAACAACAACAAUAACAAAACCCAGCCUGAUCUUGGUUUAUUUUCCUUUUAGUGAGCUUAAAUUUAUGCUUGCAAGUCAUUUAUUCUAAACAUUUUCUAGGUAUUAUGUUUUCUUCAAAUGUAUCUUUGGAUGUUGAUGUUAUUUUAUUUCCAUUGUUGUUAUUUGUGGCUUUGGAGUGGCAGAGAAGGAUUAAAAUCUUGAUGGCCGCUACUUACUAACUAGAUGACCUCUCGGGAUUUUGAUCCCUUGCCUUCUAGGGCCACUGCCUCCUUAUUUGGAAAAUGGGAACAGUGAUGUCAUUAUUUCAAAGGCUACUUUCAGAAGGAGGGGUUGAUUUGAAGGAGGAGACCAGAAUGGCUGUGUCCUUAUGGCUUGGGGCAGACCUGGCCCAUCAGCCCUGUGCUGGCCAGCACGAGGUGGGCGGGUGUUGCUGGAGGAUCUCAGGCUUGCUCUUUUGUAAACGGGCCACUUCUGGCCUCUGGCCACCUUUCCCACCACAUUAGUUCUUUACUCCGUAUCAUGACCACCUUGAGACCUUGACAAAUGUGCAGAUAACGGUUUCCCAAGCCCAGCAGAUAGUCUCACUGAGCCUGGAGGCCAGCAGGCAUCCUCGAAUGCAGUACAUUUUCAUGGGGUUGUGGUGCAGGGGGUCCGUGGACCAUAAUCCACCAGCCACCUCGCUGGCUUUUCAACUCGGAAGCAAACGUCCUGUCUGAAUCUGCGUAUUUAAAGUGUGUUCCUGUAAAUAGCGUAUAGCUGGAUCUUGGUUUGUGCCUGUGUGUGUGUGUGUGUGUGUGUGUGUGUGUGUGUGCGCGCGCGUGCGCACGACUAGUCUGACAAUUCCUGCCCUUUCGUUGGAGUGCUUAGUCCAUUUACAUUUAAUGUAAGUUUUGACAUAUCUCACUUGAAAAGUGCCAUCUUGGUAUUUAGCUACAAUUUAUUUUCUUUUAAGCGGCUGCUAAACACAUCAUAUUAUGCAUCUAUAUUGUAAUACAUUCUAGCUAGCUCCAGAUACACUAUUUCAUGAACAGUGUAAGAAGCAUGCAACACUGUAAUUCGUAUCAUUUCCCUCCUACCUUUUGUGCUCUGGUGGUCAUGUAUGUUACUCCUACUUGUUAUAAAUUCCAUACAGCUUUAUCAUUCUUUGCUUUAUACAGUUAUAUUGAAAAUAUAUAUGUGGAAAUAUAAUUUUAAAAAUGUCUUAUAUUUCCUUAUAUAUUUAGUUUUCUAGUGUUCUUUUAAAUUUUUUAAUGUUUUUAUUUAUUUUUGAGGAAGGGGAAGGCAAGGGGAGAGAGAGAGAGGGAGACACAGAAUUUGAAGCAGGCUCCAGGUUCUGAGCUGUCAGCACCGAGCCUGACGCAGGGCUCAAACUCAUGAACCGUGAGAUCAUGACCUGAGCUGAAGUCAGACGCUCAACCGACUGAGCCACUCAGGCGCCCCUGGUGUUCUUUAUUUUUUUUAUAUAUUUUCUUGCAGGCCUAGACUUCCAUCUGAUAAACUUUCCUUUAGUUUGGAGAACUUCUAGCAUUUGUUAUAUGCUUUUUUGAUGGAGUUAAAUGAUCUCAGCUUUUGUCUGUUUAGAAAAUCUUCGUGUUCAUUUUUGAAGAAUAUUUUGAUGACUGUAGAUUUGUAGGGGGACAUCACUCUAAAGAUGUUGUUCUAUUAUGUUUUGUCCUUCGCUAUUUCUAAUCCUUAGCAUUUCUCCCCAUAUUUAAUGGGCACUUUUUUCUCUGGUUUUAAGACUUUCCUCUCUUCCUUUGGUUUUCUUCAUAUUAACAUCAGUAAGUUUAGGUAUGGCUUCCUAGUGUUUACUUUGCUUGGGUUUGUUGAGGUUUGGAUCUUGUGGAUCGAUAUGGUUCAUCAGUUUCAGACCAUUCUCUUCUCAGCCAUUAUCUCUUUAUUAUUACCUCCUAUUUGUUUUCCCUCCUCCAGGAUGAUAAGACAUCAUGUAUUAACCUGUUAGAUAUGUCACAGCAUUCAAAUGAUCUCUCUCUCUCUUUAAAUCUUCUUUUUGUGUUUCAGUUUAUAUGAUUUCUUUCAGUCUUCUUCUUCUUCUUCUUCUUCUUCUUCUUUUUUUUUUUUUUU